This is a messenger RNA of Clarias gariepinus (North African catfish), 1427 nucleotides long. It is a transcript of the gene qng1, whose product is annotated as Q-nucleotide N-glycosylase 1. NCBI's taxonomy places the organism in Eukaryota, Metazoa, Chordata, Actinopteri, Siluriformes, Clariidae. The coding region runs from base 363 to 1382 and encodes 339 amino acids. The transcript has 6 exons. The record is from RefSeq and is a predicted model, not a curated record.
AGUGGAAGUACUUUGGUCUCAUGAGCAACGUCCAGAACUGCACACUAAAGCACGAGAUUUUUAUUUUCUUGUACAUUUCAUUCAGGAGUAGUCAAAUAGAUAGGUCGGUCUCUACCAACGUAAACACGUGUUGUUAUUUUCUCAUGCUGUCUAACCCGGAAGUGUGCAGUGUCUCUUGUUUUCCUUUUGGACCUGUUGUUUGUGGGUUUGACUUUACUUCUGGGGCUGAGCUUGUUGAAGGUCUUCCUGAUCUCUUGUCAUCUUCCAGUGAUGUUCUUCUGCUCUUGAAGCGCGUGCUGCCAUCUGGCGUGUUACAAAAAAAGUCUUAAAACUUAUUGAUACCACCUCACAUACUGCAAAGAAUGGAGCAGCCCCUGAUGCCUCUGGAAUCUGGCCAGUAUGUGGCCGAACGGAGCCGGGACGUCUUCGUGGACGAGGAAGGGGUCAAGAAGGUGGCGGAGAUGUUCUACACCCUGAAAGACAGUGAGGUGUUCACAGCCCAGGGCUGGAAGAUGAUGAACCCACUCGCACCCUCUCCGGACACGGAUGAAGCCAUUAACUGGGUGUUCGUGACGGACACUAUGAACUUUUCCUUCUGGCCUGAUAGAGAGGACCAGCAGUGUGAAGUCAACCAUAGAGGAACCACGUAUCGUGGCUACAUGUCUCUCUGCGCGGCUGUCACCCGGGCUAUGGACGAGGGUGUGCCUAUCACUGACCCGGCGUACUUCUCCCAAAUGAGCGAGGCAGAUCUGGCGCGGGUUCUUCGGUCCGAUAAUGACACGCCCAUGCCCAUGCUGAAGGAGCGUCACCAGGCCCUUACUGAGGCUGGCCGUGUGCUCAUGCAGCAUGGAGGAUCUUUCAGGAGCUUCAUUAGUCACGGGCAAAACGAUGCUGAGAAAAUGAUGCAGUACAUCGUGGAUAACAUACCCUCUUACAGGGAUGAAGCCGACUAUGAGGGCAAGAGGAUUUCCUUCUAUAAGAGGGCUCAGAUCCUUGUGGCUGAUUUCUGGGGGAUCAUGGAGGCCAGAGGUGAGGGGAACAUACCCAACCUGGACUACCUGACCAUGUUUGCUGACUACAGAGUGCCACAGGCCCUCGUCUACCUGGGGGCACUCCGCUACUCAGACACGCUCAUGGAGGCACUGAGAAAGGGUGAACUGUUACGUUCAGGUGAGAGGAGAGAAGUGGAAAUCCGUGGCUGUUCGAUCUGGUGCGUGGAGAAAAUCAAGAAUCACUUGUGGUGGCUUGUGAGGGAGAGAGAUGGCGAGAGCUGCGACAUUAACUCGGCUCUCAUCGACUUUUAUCUGUGGCCUUAUGCAAAACAACACCAUGAAGAGAUGGCUCACAUUCCAAUACACCACACACGGUGUAUUUAUUAUUGAUCACUACAGAAUCUUAUAUAUAAAUAAAAGAAUUUUUCAGUCAUA